CACCACGGUGCAGCGUGUGUGUGUCGGUGAGCUGCGAGUCCGGCUGACGUUCCACGGUGGACGGUGCUGUGUUGUCACCAGCUGUUGGCCACAAGACCGACAAGAAAAGUGGAUGCGUGUCGGUGCUUUGUGCGUCUGCGGGCGGACCGGAGCGCUCACAACCGCCGCCGGAGCCCGGGGGUCGGUACCGGGAUGACUAAUGGGAGCACCGGAGCGUCCGCAGCCUCCCAUUGAUCCCGUCAGUUACAUAACGGAGCGCAUCGAUCACACAAAAAAUUGUGAUAACGGAGCGUCCAGGUCGGAGUUGAAGCCAUUUUUCUCCGCAAAACAUUUAACCAGAUCGUGCAGAUGUGUUAAUAUGGAGCCAGUGAAAGUCAAUAUGUGAUGAUAUUGACCUGUUUUCCAGCCAAAGUAGAAACAGGCAGUCCCACUAGUCCACCCGGCAGCAGAUAAAGUAGUUUGAAGCUUCCACCAUGAACGUGGGCACGGCUCACAGCGAGGUGAACCCCAACACCCGGGUGAUGAACAGCCGGGGGAUGUGGCUCUCCUACAUCCUGGGCAUCGGCCUGCUGCACGUCAUCCUGCUCAGCAUCCCCUUCGCCAGCGUGCCGGUGGUCUGGACCCUCACCAACCUCAUCCACAACCUGUGCAUGUACCUCCUGCUGCACACGGUCAAAGGGACGCCGUUCGAGACGCCCGAUCAGGGCAAAGCUCGCCUCCUGACGCACUGGGAGCAGAUGGACUACGGCGUCCAGUUCACCGCUUCACGCAAGUUCCUCACCAUCACCCCCAUCGUCCUGUACAUUUUAACCAGCUUCUACACCAAGUACGACCGGGCCCAUUUCGUGGUGAACACCGUCUCCCUGCUCACCGUCCUCAUCCCCAAGCUGCCGCAGCUGCACGGCGUGAGGAUCUUUGGGAUUAAUAAGUACUGACGAGGCAGAAGAGGACACCUCCUUCCCAGAGUCCCCGUGGACCUGCCCGGAGCUCGCUGAGCGUCGGGCCUCUGAUUUGGCUGCAGGACCGCCAGGAUCCACGGCCCGUCGGCGCCUGAAACGAAGCCCAGCCGAGGAUACCCCAGGAGGGCCGCUGUAGGGAGAUAAAGAGCACAAAGGGAAAGAGUCCUGGUGUGAUUGUUCAGAGACACUUAGAGCAGCAUUUUUUUAAGAAGGUAGAGUAUUAUUCUGACGGGUGUCGGCGUGAAAAAAGACACACUGAGGCGGUAACCGGAGCUAUUUUCUCUGUAACGACACGCCGCUGUAUUUAUUCAGCUUCACUCCCCUCGUGUAGCUUCCUGAAACGGCGAGGCUGCAGAGGCGAGAAAACCACCAGGUUUUAUAUUUAGCUGCUCCUCUCGACUCGGCCAAGACUGGGAAGUUAAGCAAGUCUUAUUUUUAUCUGACCGUUUCCAUAUUUGGACGUCUCUUGUCCUGGUUUGUGUCGCUGCAAACCUCCCGUCUGCAGGAGUUCAGAAAGUCCGACGGGGAACCAGCAGUCUGAGUUUAGACACGAGUAUUUCUGUAGAAACUCUCAUUACAUUAGCAUGACCUGUAGGCAGAUCACACGCCGACUCUCCACUUUAUCAGCUUGUGCAAUCUGGUGCAAUCCAUUAGAGACCUGCAGCAAAGUCUUUCUUAAAGUUUCCUCACCUCCAUUUCCACAUAUGAAUGUAGCAGAAUAUUAGAAAUCCUCCUCAGUAAUGAAAGUAAGGUAAUAAUAAUAAUAAUAGGGGAAAAAAUUCUUCACUCUUGAUUUAUCUCUUUGUUGGACUCAUCCAACUUCACCGCUUUAGGCUCCACUUUCUAUUUUCUGCUUUUAGUUUGGCUCCGUGCGGAAUUUAUCAGAUCUUUUUUUGAAAAUAGAGCAGUCUGUGGACUGGAAGUCCCAAAAAUGUAAGUAGUAGAUCCUAAAAAAGUCCUACAAACAACUGUUUUCAUCUCACAGGCGUCAGUGCGGCUUUAAGUUGCAUGAUCAUCCACAAAAACAACAUCAAACACGAAAAUAAAACAUUUUAGUGGCUACAUGUACAAGGUCCUGAUGUUACAAGAAAAUCCAGCAAAAUUUUGCUCAGGAAACAACUCUAAUAGGAACAGUUUGUAGCCAGAAACCAAAAAAAUUAGCUGAUAGAUACUGAAAAAGUCCUACGAUUAACUCUUUUCACUUUGCAAAGCUCUUUAAUUCAUAUUUAAUUAAAAAAAAAGUUGAUUAGUGCAGCUUUAAGUUGCAUUAUAGACCAAAAAACAACAGGAAACAAGAUAUAUGUUUGUGAAAAUAAAAAUGUUUGUAGUUUUGUUUGCAAAAUCCUGACAUGUAUAAAUUUACUGAUGCUUUAUGUGUUAUUAUUGACCAAAAACAACAGGAAAGAAGAUGUUUGUUGACCGGAAAGCCCAAAAAGAUUAGCUGUUUUCACUUUGCAAAGCUCUUUAAUUGAUUGUUAAUUGAAAUAACUAUGAGUCAGUGCAGCUUUAUGUGGCAUUAUUGUCCAAAACCCAAAAGGAAACAAGGUACUUAUUACGCAAAAAGGCAUUUUAGUAGCUCCGCCCACAAAAUCCUGAUGUUUCAAUAACAUCCGUACGAGUUUGUGCUGGAAGUAACACUAAUAAGAAAAUCCAAAUGUUUAGAUGAUAAAUACUAAAAAUGCUCCCUUGAACAAGUGUUUUCACAUCACAAAGCUCUUUAAUUCAUACAUAAUUGAAAAAAUAUUGAUUAGUGCAGCUUUAAGUUGCAUUGUUGUCCAACAAACAAUAAAAAACAAGAUAAAUGUUUGUGAAAAUCCAAAUUUUAGUCCAUAUUUUGUUCACUAAACAAGAUAAUAACAGAUUGUUGACUGAAAAUCCCAAAAUGUGGCUGGUAGACACUGAAAAACUGCUAAGAAACAACUUUUUUUUCCCCAUCACACAGCUCUUUAUUUUAUAGUUAAUUCAAAAAAUAUUGAUUUAAUGCAGCUUUAAGUUGGAUUAUUGUCCAAAUAUAACAAUAGAAAACAAGAUAUUUGUUGUGAAAAUAAACAUUUUAGUAGCAACAUCCACAAAAAUCCAGAUGUUUCAAGAACUUUAUGCCAGAAAAUCAUCCAAAUGCUCAGUUUUUACAGAUAUAAGAACGUCAAAUCGGAUUAGUAAACAUUUUUUCUUCUUAAAAUUUUACAUAUUUGCAUGCGUUUGUUUUUUCACCAGUAGAAGGCUGAAGAGUCCAGAAACCAAAUGGAAUAUUAGUGAGUGAAAAUAUUAAAUUAUUGGGCGGUUUCCGUUCACUUUUCUUGCCCAACAUGUUUUUUUUUUCUUAAUUUGAAGUUGGAAAUCACAUUUUAAUUUAUUGAUAAGUAGCUUCAACUCGAUAAUAAUUAAAUAAAAGGACAAAAAUAUUAUUUUGAAUUCUACUUCGGCCUCAAAAAUAGACACAGAAUCACUGCAGAGUUACGUUUUAAGAAUUCUGCAGCAACAAUAAGCACAGAAAGUAAAGUUUGAUCUGUUUUCCUAAAUGUAAUAAUACCAAAUGUAGUUUGUUUCACGGCUGCUGUUAAACUGAGAUCUAAGGAUUCAUUCAAUUCUUUACUAAACUGAAAAAAUAAAUCAAUUUCCUGCAUUUUUCAAAAUUAUGUUCACAGAUAUUGGAUAUUUUUCUUAAUCUGAAUAAAGAAAUCACAUUUUAAUUUAGUAAUAAGUUGCCAAAAGUGUUCUAUAGUUCAAUAAAUGGACAAAAAUAUCAUCUUAGUUCUACUUAGAAGUGUAAAAAUAGACACGACAUCAUCGCAGAAUUAUGUUUGUUUUUUUUAUUAUACAGCAAGAAAAGGAACAAAAGGUAAAAUUUCUUUCACUCUAUUUAACCAAACCAAAUGCAGCUGCUUUAAAGCUCAGUUGAAAGAAAAAAAAAAUCAGUUUCCUUCAUUUUUUUGAGCUAUGUUCACAGAUAUUAGUCUGAUUAGUAUUAACCACAUUCAGGAGCAGCAGCUGUAGUCUGUAAAUAUUAGAAAUACCGACUGUGACAGAACAGAUUGUUUUCAGAUGUAGCAGACGACAAGCUUAAAGUGGAUUAUUGUGGUUUGUGCCGUUUCCAAUCAAUAAAUGUGUUAAAUUGGUUUCAUUUAUAACUAAUAGAUCGAUCCAGAGAUUAAAAAGCAACGAACCAAACGACUCAGAACCUUAAAAAACGAGUCGAUCUGCUGCAGCUUCCGUCUUUUCUCACCAUAAAGGGCUUUUCUCAUUACAGGCUUUAGGUCUUUGUAGCACCGAAUCCUCAUACAUUUUACUUUUACGUUUCUGUUAAAGAUCGAACUGAAUGUGGAUGAAAUGUGACGAUAAGUGCUUCUGACUCCCAAAUACAGUAUUUUUCAAGCACCA
Acanthochromis polyacanthus (spiny chromis) is the source of this 4337-nucleotide messenger RNA. RefSeq names its product ORMDL sphingolipid biosynthesis regulator 3 (gene ormdl3). The record is from RefSeq and is a predicted model, not a curated record. Bases 474 to 935 code for a protein of 153 amino acids. NCBI's taxonomy places the organism in Eukaryota, Metazoa, Chordata, Actinopteri, Pomacentridae. Gene Ontology annotation, biological process: negative regulation of ceramide biosynthetic process; ceramide metabolic process; intracellular sphingolipid homeostasis. The transcript has 5 exons. Gene Ontology annotation, cellular component: endoplasmic reticulum membrane.